AAGUGCAACUUUCAACUUUUCAAGUACCUACCUACUUUUUAAAAUUAAAUUUAUUUAUUAUUGAUGUUUAUAAAACAAUGUUUUUCUAUGAAAAUAGCUAUAAUAGAAACGGAAUAGGUAAAAUAUAUUAAUGAUGAAUGUUACAUUUACAAGCCUUGAGGCAUUAAUACUAAAAGCUACCAAUGAAUGUCUCGCUCAACCUGAUCCUGCGGCGAUAGAAGCUUUUUAUACAAUAAUGCUUGACUCGACAGACGGGCCUCAGCUUGCAGCUCAGGCUCUGGCAACCCGCAUUCAUGCUCCGAACUCUCGUGAAGCUCUUCUGGCACUAUCAAUGAUAGACCGGUGCAUGCGUAAAGGAGAUGCCAAUUUUCACGCGGAAAUCGGAAAAUUUCGUUUUCUCAAUGAAAUGAUAAAACUAGUGUCACCUAAAUAUUUAGCUGACCGUACAACUCCUGAAAUAAGAACUAGAGUUUUACAACUACUCCAUGCAUGGUCAAUUGAAUAUCCAAAAGAGAGUAAAAUUAAGGUAGCCUAUGACAUGCUGAAAAAUCAGGGUGUUAUUAAGGAAACUCCUCCUCCUUUGCCACCAGAAAAAGUUUCUAUAUCUUCAAGACCAAGAAUCAAAAGUGCUAUAUUUGAAGAUGAGAAAAAAUCCAAACUGCUACAGAAAUUGUUACAAAGCAAAAAACCUGAAGAUCUCCAACAUGCCAAUAGAUUAAUCAAGACUAUGGUAAAAGAGGAAGAAAGACGCAAUGAAGCAAAUAGCCGCAGAGCACAAGAGGUAAGUGCGGCCUUAGACAGCGCUGGUCUGCUGCGGGACAUGUUAGAGCAUUCCUCGGAAGCUUCAGCUGAUGAAGAGCAGUUGAUACAUGAGCUACAUACAAGUUGUGCAAGACUGAGACCAAUACUGCAACAUCUAGCUGCUGCUGACUCACAGGCCGAGAAUUUGAGUGACAUCUUAAAUGCCAGCGAUGUAUUAGACGAAGUAUUUGAAAAAUACAAUAGUUUUGUAAUUGAAAGAAAAAAAAGUAAAAAUAAAAAAAAUUGUGUCACUCAACCGAGUAGCGAUAGUUUGCUAGACUUUGCUGGAGCAGUUGUCAAUGAUCAAGAUCAAAAUACAAGUAAUGGAACAAAGGAUGUUGUGGCCAUCGAUGAACUCGGGGAUAUAUUCUCAAACGAUAACAGCCUCCGGAGUGAUGUAGAGCUGUUGAAGCCAGUCAAUUUGUUCAGUCAUGAUGAUGUCAAUUUGAUUGGUGUUAAACCUAAAGCAGAGGGUUGGAAUGAGUUGGAUUCUCUUGGAGAAGAACUCUUAAAGAAAUCAUUGCCUAAAAAUAUAAAAAGAAUUGAUAAUUUUAGCAAUAAACAUGCCAAAAAGAUACCAAUGAAUGCUUUAGAAAAAUCAUCUGUUGUAAAUCAAGAAAUGAAAGCUUGUAAUAAUCAUGCACUACUGGAUUUAGACUUUUUUACAAAAAAGGAAAACAGCAAACAAUUAGUCCCACAAACUUCCUCUACCACUGCUCCCAUUGAUGACAUAAUGGUUGACAUUACAGAUACAAACACAUCCAGUGUUUUAAACGAUCAGCUGAAUGCAAAUGAUCCUUUAGAUAAAAUAUUAGAUUUAGGUUUACCAUUACAAAACAUAGAUACAAAUAGCAUUCCAAAUAAAGAGAUUAAAGUAAUGAGUGAUAAUGUUAGUUCUGUGAAAGUUAAAAAUGAAAUGAAACCAUUGACAGAUAUAAAUGUCACAUUAGAUAGUGUUCAUCCAAGCAAAGUGUCUCCGUUAGUCGCGUUUGAAGAAGAGGAAGGAGUAACAGUUGUCUUACAUUUCUGUAAGGAUAAACCAAGGACGGAUGUAAAUGUACUGGUGGUAUCUACCACCAGUAAACGGACGUCGGCAAUUGAGGAUUAUAAAUUCCAUGCUGUUGUACCUAAGGGUUGCAAGGUUCGCCUUCUGACUGCAUCGAGUACCUCGCUCCCCCCGUUUAACCCUUUCCUCCCUCCACCAGCUCUCACUCAGGUGAUGUUGAUAGCCAGGCCACCGGCCAUCAAGCAGAUCAACCUCAAGUUUGUCAUCACCUACACCUGCGAUGACGACGUUUGCUCGGAAAUGGGUGAAGUUACACAGCUACCCCUUGAUGAUGUGUAGAUGGUUGUACUUAUAUAAUAUUGCUUUGAUUAAUAUUACCGAGCAUGUUCCAGUUAGAUGGCCAGUACGCAUAUUACGUCUUCUUUAAAUCUCAGAGUGACGAACACAUAUCUGUGUGACAAGGUGUACGUGGUUUACUACACCUUUGUUCGUACUUUAUUGCGUUUCGACUCAGAUCAUAUUGUCUAACAUCUGAUAUAGUUUAACAUAAGGCCAACUGCUUGAUACGCACUUAUAGUCAAAAAAUUAUACAACCUUUCAUUAUCAUUCAUUUUGAAAUCCAGUAUAAGUCAUUUUUCCAUUGUAUGUGGUGGUAAGUUGCCGCAAUAAGACGCCCAAAUUGGUCCUAUUUUGAGUGCAGGAUUAGCUGGUUAUACCUUCCAGAAUUUCAGAAUCUACCUGGAAUGUCCGUAGACUCUUUGGAGAGACCUCGUUAUCCCAUGGAUUUGUGCUGUUGGUAGGGUACCCCUGUAGGUAUAUUCCAGAAUUACGUGAGCAACUAUUUCAUCUUCGACCAGACAACCUAUGCAUUCAUAGCUGCCCGUUACGCCGAUUGUGAAAAGGUGUUUAAUUCAGUAUAUUAUAACUCGAAUAUAGAAUUUGUUAAACGAAUCGACGUGUCACUCCGGUGGAUUAUGAGUUAAGUAGAUAUAGUUUAUAAUUUACUAAGAAGUUCCUUCAAGAAAAUGAUUUCUUGAAAAUGCCUUUGAUAGGUAUGUAGGUACUUAAAUUUUAAAUCAAUAUUUAUUUAUAGCAUAUGUAUACCAAGCAGGAUCUUUUUAGAUCAUUACGUAAUAUUGUUAAGAAGUAUUCACGUUUUAAGAAUAGUAAAUACAGCUUUAUUAAUUUUAUACAAACAUUGACACACCAAAAGAAAGAACUAGACUCCCAAUUACCUAUUAAAUGGUCGUCAAAGAAUGUAGGAGCGGCGUUGUAUAUACGUAAAAAUUAACUUAUACAAAUAAGAUUAUUAAUUCAAUUUAACACCUUAUUUCGUGGCAGUAAUGUUCAAAGUCUAUGCUCUAUCUAGGUAUAAGCUCAUAAGAAGCUCUGACGCGAACACGAGGCAAGAACAAAACGUCAAGUUAAAUACACAAUAUUGUUAAUUUAAUGGUUCUUACCUGAAAUACGAAUGUGCAUCCUUUUUAUGUUUGGAUAUUUUUUCACUUAACACUGUCAUAGCGAGGCGUGGUAUUCAAAGCGCGGUCAAAACACAACUGAACAAAAACUCUGCCUAAUAGACGCGUAGGCAGAGUUUUGUUUCAAACAAUUUUUGAGUCUAGUUGUUUAUUGUACAUCAAUGUAUACAAGUAAUAUAAAUCUUAUAUUGGAAUAAAACAAAUAAGUUUAUCGACAUGGCAUAACUUAAUACAUAAUAUAUCGACGUAGUUCAGAAUAGAGGUAGCGACAACGUGAAUUAAAGUUGAAAACUUAGUUCCAUAUAGAACCACAGCAUAGUGGAAUGGAAAUUUAUGAUAGAAACAAAAGAUGUUGUUGUUAAGUAUGAAAUAAAUGAAAAACUGUUAUGACCUCACUCUAUAGAUACAAACUAUUACAUACCAAGUAACAUCUUUUUGUGGCGAAUUGAAAGACCAUGGAGAGUGUAUUUUAAAUAAAAUAAGUACGGAAUAAUAGUAUCAUCACAUGAAUUACAACUGACAUCAUCGACAUUGCUAGUAGAAAUUGAUAUCAGUUGGCACUCACAUAGCUAGAAAGGAUUAAUAUAGCCGUGCGUGCGUGUUUCACUACUGUUAAACAGUUGUAUCCUAUGUAGAAACACAUAUGUUGUGUUUUCGCAAUUAAUGUAUUAACUAGUUUCGAUUAACCUGUCCGGGCUUCAAUCUUAUACCUAUGUGGAGACUGCCUGAUUCAGUUUUCAAUAUGACAUGUGUCAAUUUAUUCAAAAGCCCUUGCACAAUGCUAGGGAAUUAAAAAUUGUAGUUGUGAAAGUAUUUUAAAGUCAACCUUUUCGCUUUUCGUCCGUUAAGGUUUGGUUUAGACUAAGGUCCGUGAUACUAUCUGGAAGUGGAGAGAUUAGAAGUUGCGAUGAAAAUAUGUGGCGAGGAAAUUCGUUCUUAGAAAAUUGUCUAACGUAUUCAUUUAAUAAUAAUAAUAAAUCUUACUUUUACGUUUGAGCUAGUAUUUAUAUUUGAUCGAAGUGUCCAGCGUCAUUAGUUAUAAGUAAUUAUGGUCAGCGGAGAGAACAAUCUCAAGGUAUCAUACAAAAUAAGCUACUUAUUCAGUAGCAAAAUAUAACGCGUAACAACUAUAAAGUAAAGAAUAAAAAUGAAGUUACUAUCAACAAAAUUGAUUCGUGACCUACCUUAAUGUCAUAUUCCUACAGUCAUAAUAAACAAGUAGGUCGAAAUUAGCUUGAACAUACAUUUCCUGAGUAUCUGUUAUCAUUUUAUUAGACACUGACAGUAUAACAAUUGUCAUUCAAUCUUUCUUGUGCAAAUAACUUGUUUUUAAACUAAAGGAAAACUAAAAGGAUUAUCAGCAAAAUGGGUCAUGAAUAAAUUUUGUCGAUGGUAGGUACUUACUAUACCUGAUUUUAAAAUUUUGACUUUAUCUUUUAUCUAUACAAAUUUUAUUUUAGUUAAUCUAGUCGGAAACUUUGCAAUUAUUUGACAUUCCAUGUGAUGAAUAAGGAAAGUGGAAAUAUAUUAAUGUUGACACAAUAUUAGAUUCUAACGAUUAUAGUAUGUUGUGAAAUAAAAACGGAUGCAUUUAUUUUUGAAUAUAUCUAAUAUGUUGCAGAUUAUUGUAGUUAUAAUAAUUAUUAUUGUGAUUUAGCCUACUAUAUGUAAACAUAUAAUAUAUAAUUACAUAAUGCUUGAUGG
Messenger RNA from Leptidea sinapis, 4989 nucleotides. It is a transcript of the gene Gga, whose product is annotated as ADP-ribosylation factor-binding protein GGA3. Gene Ontology annotation, biological process: intracellular protein transport; vesicle-mediated transport. Bases 131 to 2146 code for a protein of 671 amino acids. The transcript has 8 exons. Gene Ontology annotation, molecular function: ubiquitin binding; small GTPase binding; phosphatidylinositol binding. The record is from RefSeq and is a predicted model, not a curated record. Lineage: Eukaryota; Metazoa; Arthropoda; Insecta; Lepidoptera; Pieridae. Gene Ontology annotation, cellular component: trans-Golgi network.